Messenger RNA from Suricata suricatta (meerkat), 1946 nucleotides. RefSeq names its product pulmonary surfactant-associated protein A-like. NCBI's taxonomy places the organism in Eukaryota, Metazoa, Chordata, Mammalia, Carnivora, Herpestidae. The transcript is spliced from 5 exons. Bases 128 to 874 code for a protein of 248 amino acids. The record is from RefSeq and is a predicted model, not a curated record. Gene Ontology annotation, cellular component: rough endoplasmic reticulum; multivesicular body.
CUGGCAGCCUGCAUCUGUAUAAAUGGGGCUGCCCACCUCUCCACUCUGACCUGAAGGCAGAGAUCCUGUGGGCUCUGUGGGGUGGCGGCCCUUUCUUUCUGCAGGAGGAGUCACGGCAACAGAAGCCAUGUUGUUGUGCUCUCUGGUCCUCACCCUGGCCUCUCUGGCGGUCUUGGGCAUGGAGAACAGUAUGAAGGAAGUCUGUUUUGGGAGCCCUGGCAUCCCUGGCACUCCUGGAUCCCACGGCCUGCCAGGCAGAGAUGGGAGAGAUGGCAUCAAAGGAGAUCCUGGGCCUCCAGGCCCCAUGGGCCCUCCUGGAGGAAUGCCUGGCUACCCUGGGCCUAAUGGGCUGACCGGAGCCCCUGGGGUCGCUGGAGAGCGUGGAGUACAGGGGGAGCCUGGUGAGAGAGGCCCUCCAGGACUUCCAGCUUCUCUAGACGAGGGGCUUCAAGCCACACUCAGUGACCUGACACAUCGGAUCCUGCAGGCCAUGGGAGUCCUAAGUUUGCAGGAGUCCAUGCUGGUAGUGGGAGAGAAGGUCUUCUCCACCAAUGGGCAAUCAGUUAAUUUUGAUGCCAUUAGUGAGUUGUGUGCCAGAGCAAGGGGCCGCAUUGCUGUCCCAACGAGCCCAGAAGAGAACGAAGCCAUUGCCAGCAUCGUGAGGAAGCACAACACUUAUGCCUACCUGGGCCUGGAGGAGGACCCCAGCUCUGGAGACUUCCACUACCUGGAUGGGGCCCCUGUGAAUUACACCAACUGGUACCCAGGGGAGCCUAGGGGUCGGGGCAAAGAGAAGUGUGUGGAGAUGUACACAAAUGGGCAGUGGAAUAACAAAAACUGCCUGCAGUACCGCCUGGCCAUCUGUGAGUUUUGAGCAGGCACCCAGGCCACAGGAUAGAUAGGGCCCUGCCUUGCCUUUCAGCCUCCAUCGUGAGGAUGCACCUGAUCUCUGAGAUGCUAUAGCUCCUCUUCAACAAAAUUGUAUUUGUGGCUAUUAGGGCGGGUGGCAUUCUUAGCCACUGCACUCCCUGGACAGGCCCUGAAUUCCCACCCACAUCAGGAGUCAGUCUGACACUCCCCCCAAGCCCUUCCGAGCACUCUGGGAGCCACUCCUGACUUUGCCCUUUGGCAAGGGACGGAGACUUCCUUCUUCCUCUUCUUGUCCAGUCCCUUCACUUCUAGAUGGCAACAGUGAGGUCUAGGGAUGGAAGUUCUCUCCAAAAUCACACAGAACAUGUCUGCCUCCUGGCUUCCUCUACUCUUACUCUGCAGACUACCACCAGCCCAGCCUCAGCAAGAUUGAACAGUUCUGGUCAAGCAUAAGGAUAGAGACAGAUGGACUUCCAGGGAAUUCCAAAUGUGUGAGCUAAGGACCCAUUUGGCAUUAUCUGGUCUGUGUCUCCAUGAAGUCAAGGGGCAAGGUGGUGUCCCCAACAUGGUGGAGGCCAACCUAACCCUAAUGAUUGGCAUGGAUUAUCCACUUCCUGGAGUCUUGGGUUGACUGCUCAACUCCUUGACCUAAAAGCAGCCAGUUUACACCACUAGGGAAGAUCUCAUCCCUGACCCCAGACAUAAUCCAAGUUACUUCCUGCUCAUGGACAUACCCCACACCAUUUUGGGUCUCAGUAAGGUGUUCACACCACCCAUACCACUGGCUAUUUAUUGAGAACAUAUAUAGUGCAUGUGCCAAGUCUAUGUACCCAGAACCUUGCCAAGGAAUAUGAUUUCAUCGUUACAUAAUGCCAUGGGCCCAGCCUUAUUUUCCCCAUUUUUAUUCAAGGACGCUGAAACUUAGAGAAGUUAAAUGUUUUGAGUUUUAUUACUUGGGGCAAGUGGCAAAGGCUGGAUUCACACUUAUCUACCUGGACCUGAAGUUCAUGCUCUUAAUCACCUCACCUCUUGCUUGACAGAGGUGAUUUCAGUGUAAUAAAUAAUGACUGCAUUAA